AUAAAGAAAGAUCAAAAAGCUUUGAAGCUUAGAGAGAUCAAGCGAGUGAGAGUAGUGUAGAAGCAAACCCCCACGAUCUGCCCAGUCUUCUUCGAUCGGAGCUUUCAGACAUUCCGACAAAAGCCAAAAAGGUUUCUUCUUUUUUGUUUCUGGGAGAGUUUUGUUCUCCCUCUGUUAAGAAAAUGGACCGGUACGGUCGCGCCGGUGAAGAAGGGUCGCGAUCGGAUCCGUCGAUUCAGUGGACCUCUCAUGGAGUCGAAACUUCGAUGGGGCGGUUAGCGUUAGGAGGAGGAGGAGAAUCGUACCCGGAGCGAUCCGAUGAGCCUGAUUGUAUUUAUUACUUGCGAACCGGUGUUUGCGGGUACGGGUCAAGGUGUCGGUUUAAUCACCCGCGCAAUCGUGGAGCGGUUAUUGGAGGAGGAGAUGGAGGUUUACCGGAGAGGAUGGGACAUCCGGUUUGUCAGCAUUUUAUGAGAACGGGGACAUGUCAGUUCGGUGCUUCUUGCAAGUAUCAUCAUCCUAGGCAAGGAGGUGGUUCGGUUGCGCCUGUCUCGUUAAGUUAUUUGGGAUAUCCAUUACGCCAGGGAGAGAAAGAGUGCUCUUAUUACAUGAGAACCGGUCAGUGUAAAUUUGGUUUGACCUGUAGAUUCAACCAUCCCGUCCCACUACAACCUCAACAGCAGCAGCCGCAACCGCAGCUACAGACUAUAUAUCCAACACUUCAGUCUCAACCAAUGCCUUCGUCUCAACAGUAUGGUUUAGUUUUGUCAAGACCUUCUCUUCUACCUGCUUCUUAUCUUCCAAGUCCUUACGGUGGUCCUCCUCCAAUGGUUAUGCCUCCUGGAAUGGUUACAUAUCCUAGUUGGAACCCUUACCAGGCUUCUUUAACAGCAAUGCCUUCACCUGGAACACAACCAUCGAGUUCUGUUUAUGGUAUCGCGCCUUUAUCUCCUUCAGGGCCUGCUUAUACAGGAACGUACCAAUCUGGUGGACCUUCCUUGACUACAUCAACAGAACAAUCUUUUCCUCAGCGUCCUGAUCAACCUGAGUGUCAAUACUUCAUGAGAACCGGUGACUGUAAGUUCGGAUCUUCGUGUAGAUACCAUCAUCCUCCUCUAGAUGCAGUUCUUCAACCUAAAACUGGUGUUCUCCUCAACUCCAUUGGCCUUCCACUACGCCCCGGCGUAGCGCAGUGCACUCACUUUGCGCAACAUGGAAUCUGCAAGUUUGGACCGGCGUGUAAGUUUAAUCACUCUAUGAGUUCUUCACUUAGCUACAGCCCAUCUGCUUCAUCUCUAACCAAUAUGCCUGUGGCUCCAUACCCAAUUGGAUCAUCAGCUCCGAUAAGUUCGAGCAAUGAACCCACCACAGAGGCUGUGACUGCUGUAGUUUCUUCUCCCAUGGUUAGUGGCUUGAGCCAACAAGAGGCAGCUGGAACCAGUUGCGACUCCGCUAUAGAAGCUAAGGCUUCUUCAAGUUAAAAUAGAAACAAGAGAGGAAAACAUCCUCUGAUUCUUCAUGAACUAAAACAACAUUAAGAAAAGAGAAAAGAAGAUUAUUUUUUGGGGUCUGAGAUUUGAUAGAAGCAGAGAGACCAAACCAAAGCUUCUGUCAUUUACCAUUUGUCCAUAUAUUAAUAGAUUCUCUCUCUCAUACGGCCAUAUCUCUUGUUUUUUUUCUGUCCUUGUAAACAACGGUUACUGCUAAUAAAUGGCCUUAUUCACGUGA
Brassica napus (rape) is the source of this 1728-nucleotide messenger RNA. RefSeq names its product zinc finger CCCH domain-containing protein 34-like. The record is from RefSeq and is a predicted model, not a curated record. NCBI's taxonomy places the organism in Eukaryota, Viridiplantae, Streptophyta, Magnoliopsida, Brassicales, Brassicaceae. Gene Ontology annotation, molecular function: metal ion binding; mRNA binding. Bases 183 to 1481 code for a protein of 432 amino acids. The transcript is spliced from 8 exons.